Hordeum vulgare subsp. vulgare (domesticated barley) is the source of this 1862-nucleotide messenger RNA. Its product is annotated as aspartyl protease family protein 2-like. The transcript has a single exon. The coding region runs from base 100 to 1578 and encodes 492 amino acids. Gene Ontology annotation, biological process: proteolysis. The record is from RefSeq and is a predicted model, not a curated record. NCBI's taxonomy places the organism in Eukaryota, Viridiplantae, Streptophyta, Magnoliopsida, Poales, Poaceae. Gene Ontology annotation, molecular function: aspartic-type endopeptidase activity.
ACGCACUCUCCCCUUCUAUAUACAUGACGCGCCGCGCCGCGCCGCUCCACUUCACUCCAGUACAGAGGACCACCCCACCUCCAGUUCACACCCCCUCACAUGCCCAUGGCGCCUCCGCCUUUGCUUCCCCUCUCCGCGCUCCUCCUCCUGCUUGCAGCCGCUUCCAAUGCCUCUGCCAAGCCUGUCCAGACUCAGGCCCUCCUUGCCACCCCUCUCUCGCCCGACCGUGUCUCCGCCCCGUCGGAACUAGCCCGCGACGACGACGACAGCGUCUUCGCCGGUAACCUUGCUUCUGCAGAGGACGCCCCCGCUUCCACAGUUCGUUUCCGCUUGGUCCACCGGGAUGACUUCUCCGUGAACGCCACCGCGGCCGAGCUGCUUGCGUACCGGCUAGAGCGGGAUGCGAAGAGGGCGGCGCGGCUCUCGGCCGCCGCUGGCCCGGCCAACGGGACACGUCGCGGUGGCGGAGGGGUCGUGGCGCCGGUGGUGUCUGGGUUGGCCCAGGGGAGCGGAGAGUACUUCACCAAGAUCGGGGUGGGGACGCCCGCCACGCCGGCGCUCAUGGUGCUCGACACCGGAAGCGACGUUGUGUGGCUGCAGUGCGCGCCGUGCAGGCGCUGCUACGAGCAGUCUGGCCAGGUGUUCGACCCGCGCCGCUCGCGCUCCUACAACGCGGUCGGCUGCGCCGCGCCGCUUUGCCGCAGGCUCGACUCUGGCGGCUGUGACCUGCGCCGCAGUGCGUGCCUCUACCAGGUAGCUUACGGCGAUGGCUCCGUCACCGCCGGGGAUUUCGCCACCGAGACCCUCACUUUCGCUGGCGGUGCCCGCGUGGCGCGCGUCGCUCUGGGGUGCGGCCACGACAACGAGGGUUUGUUCGUCGCGGCGGCGGGCCUCCUCGGGCUCGGCCGAGGCAGUCUAUCCUUCCCCACCCAGAUCUCCCGCCGCUAUGGGCGGAGCUUCUCCUACUGCCUUGUGGACCGUACCUCGUCGGCCAACACCGCCUCCCGUUCUUCGACCGUGACCUUCGGCUCCGGCGCCGUAGGCUCCACGGUCGCCUCGUCCUUCACCCCGAUGGUCAAGAACCCUCGGAUGGAGACGUUCUACUACGUGCAGCUCAUCGGCAUCAGCGUGGGCGGCGCGCGCGUCCCUGGCGUGGCCAAUUCCGACCUCCGUCUUGACCCGUCGUCGGGGCGUGGGGGCGUCAUCGUGGACUCAGGGACGUCCGUUACCCGCCUCGCCCGGCCGGCCUACUCGGCUCUGCGCGACGCAUUCCGCGGCGCCGCCGCUGGGCUCCGCCUGUCUCCCGGCGGCUUCUCCCUGUUCGACACGUGCUACGACCUGAGCGGGCGCAAGGUGGUGAAGGUGCCGACCGUGUCGAUGCACUUCGCCGGUGGCGCGGAGGCGGCUCUGCCGCCGGAGAACUACCUGAUCCCGGUGGACUCGAAAGGGACGUUUUGCUUCGCGUUUGCGGGCACGGACGGCGGCGUGUCCAUCAUCGGCAACAUACAGCAGCAGGGCUUCCGGGUGGUGUUCGACGGCGACGGCCAGCGCGUCGCCUUCACGCCCAAGGGUUGUUAAGAUAUGAUGAGUAACGUCGCUUAAUUAGCGGAUGAAAGUACUACGUACGGUAUGUCAGUCAUAAUUUAAUCAUGAGGGUUUUAGUUAAAGGUGAUGAGUGAGAGCUUUGGAUGCUGUGAAAGCGGAGACUUGUCGGGAAGGGUGUGAGGAUAAGGCGGUUUGUUUGUUCAAUGCUGCCUGUAAAAGUGUUGCCUAAAAAACAGGCUAUCUCCCCUUUUCUACUGUACUCCAGAUAGGAUGUAUUUCUCAUCCAUUUUACCAUACCCCAGAAGUAAUCUUUUUUA